Messenger RNA from Erigeron canadensis, 3002 nucleotides. RefSeq names its product ribonuclease J. The transcript has 18 exons. The record is from RefSeq and is a predicted model, not a curated record. NCBI's taxonomy places the organism in Eukaryota, Viridiplantae, Streptophyta, Magnoliopsida, Asterales, Asteraceae. Bases 190 to 2757 code for a protein of 855 amino acids.
UGUUGCUAAUGAGAUAAACCCCUCAACGGGAAAUAUCUCUUACACAAUCUUACCCAAAAUAAAAUAUCAUUUAUAUUCAUUUCUACACAUACCAUCUUCAUUUGCAGAUAUUGGACACUGUGUAAGCUUCUUCAGAAAUCUGAACCCUGGAUCCGCCAAUCUGCCACUGAGUCUCAGUGUAGCUAAAAAAUGGCAAUGCCGACUUUCAAUGCUAUAUCACAUUGUCAUCACAGGCUCUGGUGGCAACCCAACACUUCCAAGCUUCCAGUUUCUUGCUAUAUGCCACCUCCUUCAUUCACAGGUCCACAAGGUUCUAGAGCAGGCUAUAAGCGAUCUGGUAGAUUGGAAGGAGCUGGAAAGAGCAUGGAAGACUCGGUUCAGCGGAAAAUGGAACAGUUCUAUGAAGGGUCUAAUGGUCCGCCUCUCCGUAUUCUUCCGAUUGGUGGUCUAGGAGAAAUUGGAAUGAACUGCAUGCUUGUAGGAAAUUAUGAUCGUUAUAUUCUGAUUGAUGCUGGCGUCAUGUUCCCAGACUAUGAUGAACUCGGUGUUCAGAAAAUUAUUCCCGAUACUACAUUUAUAAAAAAGUGGAGUCAUAAGAUUGAAGCGGUUGUUAUAACACAUGGACACGAAGACCACAUUGGUGCUUUGCCUUGGGUUAUACCUGCACUGGAUAUACGUACUCCAAUAUUUGCAUCAUCCUUUACGAUGGAGCUUAUCAAGAAGCGCUUGAAGGAAUCUGGGAUAUUUGUGCCAUCUAGGCUCAAGACAUUUAAAACAAAGAGGAAAUUUGUUGCUGGGCCGUUCGAGAUAGAGCCUAUCCGAGUGACCCAUUCGAUUCCAGAUUGUUCUGGACUAGUUCUUCGGUGUUCAGAUGGUAUUAUUCUUCAUACCGGGGAUUGGAAGAUAGACGAGUCACCACUCGACGGGCAAGUUUUUGACCGUGAAGGUUUAGAAGAGCUCUCGAAAGAGGGAGUAACUUUGAUGAUGAGUGAUUCAACAAACGUACUAUCACCUGGAAGGACAACAAGUGAAACCGUUGUUGCGGAUUCACUACUUCGGCAUAUCACAGCUGCUAAAGGAAGGGUUAUUACAACUCAAUUUUCAUCAAAUAUUCAUAGACUUGGAAGUGUGAAAGCUGCAGCUGAUUUAGCUGGCAGAAAGUUGGUAUUUGUUGGUAUGUCUUUAAGAACAUACCUUGAUGCUGCAUGGAAGGAUGGAAAGGCUCCAAUUGAUCCUUCGACUCUCGUGAAAGUUGAAGAUAUAGAUGCUUAUGCCCCAAAGGACUUGGUAAUUGUCACUACAGGCUCUCAAGCAGAACCUCGUGCGGCACUUAACCUUGCAUCAUAUGGAAGCAGUCAUUUUUUCAAGCUGAACAAAGAAGACACAAUUUUGUAUUCUGCUAAGGUGAUCCCCGGCAAUGAAUCUAGAGUUAUGAAAAUGUUAAAUCGUUUAUCCGAUAUCGGACCAACAAUAAUAAUGGGCAAAAAUGAGCAAUUACACACCUCGGGUCAUGCCUAUCGUGAAGAAUUGCAAGAGGUGCUGAGGAUUGUGAAGCCACAACAUUUUUUACCCAUCCAUGGAGAACUCUUAUUCCUCAAGGAACAUGAAGUACUUGGAAGAUCCACUGGAAUUCAUCACACUGCCGUCAUAAAGAAUGGAGAAAUGCUUGGGGUUUCACAUUUGAGGAACAGAAGAGUGUUGUCAAAUGGUUUCGCAGCCCUGGGAAAAGAAAAUUUGCAGUUGAUGUAUAGUGAUGGCGACAAAGCAUUCGGUACAUCUGCUGAUCUCUGUGUAGAUGAGAGGAUGAAAAUAGCAUCAGAUGGAAUAAUAGUUGUGAGCAUUGAAAUUAUGCGUCCUCAAUCUACGGAGAGUUUAUUUAAAGAAAACCUAAAAGGAAAAAUAAGAAUAACGACACGCUGCUUAUGGCUUGACAAUGGCAAACUUUUAGAUGCUCUUCAUAGUGCUGCACAUGCUUCACUAUCAAGUUGUUCAAUCAAAAGUCCCUUGCCUCACAUAGAGAGAACGGUAUCAGAGGUUUUAAGGAAAAUGGUACGAAAAUACAGUGGUAAGAGGCCUGAAGUCAUAACGCAUGCUAUUGAAAACCCUGCUGCUGUUCUGGCUGAUGAGAUCAAUGGGAAGUUGUCAGGUGUAAAACCUGGUUUUGAGUUGCCUUUUCUGAAAAAAGAAACGGUAGACGGAAGCCCAAAAAAGAAACGGACAAAUAAGAUACAAGAAGAAAGCAAAAGUCUUGAUCUUUCCAUGGGCCUACGUGAAAGUAAAGGUGAUGAGAUGAAUGAUGAUGGAUUAUUAUCUGAGGAAGAAGUUGCAACUAGUUCUGACUCAGCAGGGAGCACGGUUUCUGAUUCUGAGUCAUCAGAUGAUUUCUAUAAAGCGUACAUAACACCAGAACCUCUUGACCAAUCAGAAAACAGUAGCACAGACUCUAAUACAAAGAAGCCUCUGAAAAGAAACAGAUGGAAACCAGAAGAAGUAAGAAUGCUUAUCAAGUUUCGGGGGGAGUUGAAUAGUAGAUUCCAAGUUGUGAAGGGACGAAUGGCCCUUUGGGAAGAAGUAUCAGUAAACCUAUCCAAUGAGGGUUUUAGUCGAAGCCCAGGCCAGUGUAAAUCUUUAUGGGCUUCACUGGUUCAGAAAUACGAGGAAAGUAAGAAUGAACCUGAAAGCAAUAAAAGCUGGCAAUAUUACGAGGACAUGGAUAGCAUUUUAUCCACUCCUGAUGAUGCCAUGGCACAUAAAUGAUCCAAGAACUAAGAGGUGUCAAUUUCCCGCAUUCAGGGGACUGAAAAUCUUCACAUAUAUUGCCGACCGAAGGGAUUUGCACACGGUAUUCUUUAAGGUUGCUUGUUAUAACAUUAAGUAGAGUAAAAUGGUAAAGCUAAUGGCAGUGAGCAGCACAAUUUUUGUAAUUCAGUGUAGAAAAUAGUAUUGUAGAACUCAAGUGUUAUCUCUUAAAAGUAAUUAGCCGAUGAGCGUAUUUUUGUCUC